Clarias gariepinus (North African catfish) is the source of this 415-nucleotide messenger RNA. RefSeq names its product secondary ossification center associated regulator of chondrocyte maturation (gene snorc). Gene Ontology annotation, biological process: cartilage development. Lineage: Eukaryota; Metazoa; Chordata; Actinopteri; Siluriformes; Clariidae. Bases 12 to 380 code for a protein of 122 amino acids. The transcript has 3 exons. The record is from RefSeq and is a predicted model, not a curated record.
GCACAGACAACAUGGCUUUUUACAGAAGCUUCAGCACAUCCAGAUUUCUCUUUUUCACAGUUUUUGCCCUCUGUGUGGCCUUUAUACAUACAGAAACUGUGGCUGAGGCUUCUCCCACACUACAUAGUGAUAACCAGGGCACGCAGUCUGGGGAUGAUGGAACAGAUGUAGGCCAGGUCACAACUAAAGAACCGAAUCCGGAUGUGACACAGCCCAAUCACACUGUGGAGUACACUGACAUCCUGGACACCACGACAAUGGAGGAGGAAGUUGUCCUUGGCCCCGGUGCCAUAACUGCCAUAGUCAUCGCUGUGUUCCUCGGUGCCUCUGUUCUCCUCGCCCUCAUCGUCAUCACACUCAGAAAAUUCACUGCCUCUUAGAGCUGGAUGACCACCUCUUUAUCUCUCUCUCUAUC